AAUAGCUUUAAUACAUUUUUUUAAUGUUGCUCUGAUUUACGUAGUGCCAACAAGUAAAGACAGAAAGCGCCACAUUGUUCGUUGUUGGCCGUAUUGCUUUAAUCGCUGCGCCUUUGGUAUGCCCAUAUGCAUGUGUGUGUGUGUGUGUGUUGGUUAUUGGUAUAAUUGGGUACACGUUUAAUUAUUUGAUGGCAGUACUGUGAGUCGUUGACAUACGAUACUUUAGUAAAGUAUCAACAGUGUGUAAUCAUAGAAACAGUACUUUGUUACGAAAAAUGGUUGCGAUAAAAGGUCGCAAAAAUUCAAAUAAAAAUCCUCCUGUAUUCAGUCAUGAAUAUAUUAUCCAAAAUCAUGGAGAUCUUGUUUCUCUCGUGGCUCUGAUUUUCGUAACGGGCCUAAUGGUGCAGGCAAGAUGGGCAUAUACAUUUAUUGCUAUUCACCACAAUGUAACUUCAGACACUGAAGAUCCAACUAUGCCAACGAAAUAUACUACUGGUUGGAAAGAUGCAUGUGUUGUAUUUUUCUCUCUUUUGAUAACAAUUGUAAUGCAUGCUGUAUUUCAAGAAUAUAUCAUUGAUAAAGUUUCAAAACGUUUACACCUUAGCAAAGUAAAACUUGCUAAAUUCAAUGAAUCUAGUCAACUUGUUCUGUUUUAUGUAUUAUCUCUUAUGUGGGCUAUAGACAUAAUUAUUAGGGAAGAUCUACUGUUGAACAUAACUUCAUUAUGGAAGGAAUACCCUAUACCAAUGUCUUUCUCCUCAAAAUUGUUUUUUAUUGGGCAACUUGCUUAUUGGUUGCACUGUUAUCCUGAAUUAUAUUUUCAAAGAGUAAAAAAGGAAGAUAUACCAGUUCGAGCUGUACAAGCAACUAUUGGAUUAUUUUUUACUCUUGCAGCUUAUGUUUUUAAUUUUCAACAAGUAGGAAUCUUAUUAUUGGUUCUACAUUAUAUAGGAGAUGUUAUGCUUCAUGGAACUAGACUUAUCCAUUUUGUUGGCAAAAAGGAAAAGGUGACAAAAAUGGCAUUCCUUAUUGCAAAUUCAACAUAUGUUGUCAUUCGCAUUGCAACACUGGCUAUUGCAAUGCUAGUGUUUUUGUAUGGAUUAGGUCAAGUUGAAAGUGUGUUUGAUUUUGCUACUGGAAAUUUUAAUAUUCCAAUUAUAAGAUUCACUGCUUUGAGCGCUGUUAUUAUUUUUCAAGUAUAUCUUUCUUAUAUAUUUAUUUCGAGGCAAAUUAAACGUGCCCGUGAAAAUGUAGUUCCUGUCCAAACAACAGUAAAAACAAAACAAAAAUCGAAAAGAAAAGAAGGGAAAAAAUCUGCCAUGUCUGAGGAUGAUGAUCUACCAGAAGUUGAUCAGGCUACUAAGAAAAAUCUAAGAUCUCGUUCAUAUGCAAAAGCAAAUAACUACUAUGUGUUGCAGCGAAGUUAGCUGAUAGUGGAAAGAAAGAAAUGAAGGAAAUCCUUUCCUCCGACAAUGAAGGAAAGGAUAAAAAAUAAAUUGGGAGAUACAAAAAAGGAAUCGAAGAA
Molecule: messenger RNA, 1525 nt
Organism: Eufriesea mexicana
Lineage: Eukaryota; Metazoa; Arthropoda; Insecta; Hymenoptera; Apidae
Gene: TRAM
Product: translocating chain-associated membrane protein 1
Exons: 8
Coding region: 276-1427 (383 amino acids)
Biological process (GO): protein insertion into ER membrane; SRP-dependent cotranslational protein targeting to membrane, translocation
Cellular component (GO): endoplasmic reticulum membrane
Source: RefSeq, a predicted model, not a curated record